AGCAACAGAUGUUUAUAAAUUUUCUCAAGAAAAUGGAAAAAUUUGGAUAAUGUACGGAGGAAUUAACCAACCAUGGCAGCAACGAUUCCUUUCUCUCUCUUUAGAAACUGUUCCACAUUCAGAUUAGCUACACCUUUCGCUCUCAAUCCCUCCACCUUUAAUCUUCUUCUUCCUCAUCAACCGCCCAGGACCAGGUUGGUUUUUAGUAGUAGUGCUACAAACAAUGAAGAGGCUGCUGCAGCAAAAGCAGCUGCUGUUAAUUUUGAUAGUGAAGCUCCUACAAUAUUUGAUAAGAUCAUAAAAAAGGAAAUCCCAUCAAGCAUUGUAUACGAAGAUGAAAAGGUUCUAGCAUUUCGAGAUAUUAAUCCACAGGCUCCAGUUCAUGUUCUAGUCAUUCCUAAAUUUAGAGAUGGAUUAACACAACUUGGCAAGGCUGAAGGUAGACAUGGGGAAAUAUUGGGUCAACUUCUCUAUGCUGCUAAAAUUGUGGCUGAAAAAGAAGGUAUACUUGAUGGAUUCCGUGUCGUCAUCAACAAUGGUCCCAGUGCCUGUCAAUCUGUGUACCAUCUACACUUGCAUGUACUAGGUGGAAGACAGAUGAAUUGGCCACCAGGUUGAAGUUGAAAGUUAAUUCUUGUUAAACUUAUUGGCUUCAACACCUUAUAUUUACCAUUUUCCCAUUUUAUUACUGCCCAUUUUCUGAUGAAUAUCUCAUGUAUAACUUUUCAAUAAUUGUAAUAUGGAGACCUACAUAUAAAUAAUCUAGCUACAAGGGAUCGUUCAGUUUGGUUUUAUGAUUAUCCGUAGGAGCUUUUCUUAAUUGAAUAGAGGGUGAAAUGCUCGUGUUACAAAGAAAACCUAAAUGGAGCAGAAUAUCUGGUCAUCUUGCCUCUGAAUACUAUUUCAACUCUUUUGGUGAUUUCAUGCUUAAUAAUACAAUAGGUGAUUAUCUAUACUAUUUUAUUGAUCAUUUAGUUAUGUCAAGAAUAUAGUUAUUAAU
Molecule: messenger RNA, 1000 nt
Organism: Abrus precatorius (Indian licorice)
Lineage: Eukaryota; Viridiplantae; Streptophyta; Magnoliopsida; Fabales; Fabaceae
Product: 14 kDa zinc-binding protein-like
Exons: 6
Coding region: 73-618 (181 amino acids)
Biological process (GO): sulfur compound metabolic process; purine ribonucleotide metabolic process
Cellular component (GO): cytoplasm
Molecular function (GO): adenylylsulfatase activity
Source: RefSeq, a predicted model, not a curated record